Cataglyphis hispanica is the source of this 2588-nucleotide messenger RNA. It is a transcript of the gene Swip-1, whose product is annotated as EF-hand domain-containing protein D2 homolog. Bases 211 to 798 code for a protein of 195 amino acids. Gene Ontology annotation, molecular function: calcium ion binding. Lineage: Eukaryota; Metazoa; Arthropoda; Insecta; Hymenoptera; Formicidae. The transcript has 4 exons. The record is from RefSeq and is a predicted model, not a curated record.
AUGCGGGCUCGCCGCGGCGUGCGAAUCACUAAUUUUUUCGGAGGUAUAUUUCUUCUUAUCCCAUCCAACGCACUUUACAAUUCCUACUCCUUCUCGUUAAUCUCGCGAUAGCCGCGUUCCAAAUUUUCGAUAAGCUAUUCGAAAAAAUUUAACGCGAAUUCUCAGCAACUUGUUUCCAAGAUUCAAAUCGGCGAUCGAAAAUCAAGAAUCAUGCCAGCGGACGCCGAACUCAGCAACCUGCUUAACAGACGGCAAAGAAUCAACGACGAACUCGAAGAGGGUAAAGAGGUGAAGAAGCAGUACAAAUUCGUAAAUGUUUAUACCGAGUUCCAUGAGUUGUCGCGCCGUGAGAUCAAGCAAUACGAGCAAACCUUCAACAGAUUCGACGAUGGACACGAUGGUUAUCUCGAUCUCUCCGAAUUAAAGCGAAUGAUGGAAGUUUUGGGUGCACCGCAAACGCAUCUCGGACUCAAGGCGAUGAUCCAGGAGGUCGACGAGGAUGGCGACGGUCGUAUAUCUUUCCGUGAGUUUUUACUGAUCUAUCGUAAGGCGCGUGCCGGUGAGUUGGAACAGGAUUCCGGAUUGAGCCAGCUGGCCAGACUCACUGAAGUGGACGUUGAUGAAGUUGGUGUUACCGGAGCUAAAAACUUCUUCGAAGCCAAAAUCGAGCAGCUGCGAAAGGCUUCAAAGUUUGAGGAUGAGAUUCGUAUGGAGCAGGAAGAGCGAAAACGAGAAGAGGAGGAAAAAGCGGCGAGGCGAGAGCAAUUCCGGCAAAAAGCCGCCCUUUUCGGCAAAUAAUUAAAGAAAGAAAAUUAUGAGAGAGCGAAAAUAGCCGACUUGUCGUUAGAAUGCAAAAACCGAUUGCCUUAGAUUAUUUAGAUUUAUUUCCGAUUGAUAUCAAUGUCGUCAACGAACGGCUAUAUGUAUAAACUAUUUAAUUGCGCUUUAGAAAGCAACGUGAAAUUGCAAAGUUAUUGCUAUCUAUUGUUAGAAGAAUUCAAAGCGAGUAAUGUAAUCUCCGUUGCUAUUUAGCACACGAAAAACGAUUAUACGCCAAUAGUCUCUAAUUUCGCAAAUAAACGAAUCAUUUCCGCAUGUCAAACGAUAUCGAAAUCUCGAUUCAGCAAAAUUUUUAACGCUUUCUAUGUUUAAUUUGAAGACUGCGUGUGUGAUGUAUUUUUGCAAUACUGUGCUUUGAAUGUGAUAAAAGGCUAAAAGUCCAUAUCUUCGAAGCAAGACGAAUAAUAAUAGCAAUGAAUUGUUUUGAAUCAUCACACAAUUUUUAUUUUUUGUAUAUUUAUUAUUUACACUACGGAUAUUUGACUUUUUAGCAUUUACAAUACUAUAUUCAAAAUAUAUUAUUAAGAAUAUUUAAUAACGUUAAGAAUAUUAAUGUUUAUACAAUCGUAUAUAUAUAUGUCAAUUUUGAUAGAAAUCAAAGUUUUGGAAAACUAUUGAUAUCUAUUGUUCUACACACAUAUCUAUCGUAUAGACAUAUUUUAAAAACUGUUAGAGUUAUUAUUUUAUGAUAAAGAUUUGCAAAUCACAGAUAAUGCGCAAACUACUUUUACUUACUUUUUUAAUAGUAGUUUUCAUGAUAAUAAUUAUAAUACUGUUAUAAAAUAAUGAAUAAUGAAUGGUGCUAAGCAAAGUUUGAGAGGAAAAAGAUUAAUUAAUAAUUAAAAUUAUUAAAAUUAUAAUAAAAUGUUUAAUAUACAAAUGUUAAUGCAAGCAAAAAACAAAUUUCAAUAAAUUUUAAAAGUAUUAAAGUAAUUGGACUAACUAUUUCGUAAAUGUUAAAGGAUUAUCGAAUACGAGGUUAAAUGUUUUAAUUCGCUGAAUGAAAUGUAGAUAAAAACAAUAUUGACAUAAAUAAAAAUCGAUCUUAGAUUAUUCAAGAAAAUGGCCUUAAAGAUUUUCCAAUUUCCGAUAACGUAAGAUUUGUCUUGGCGCGUGCUUUAAUUUUUAUUAUGCGCGAUGGCCUUUUAUUUAUUUUCUUUCUUAAAUAGAUUUUUUUUUAUACAUCAUGUUAAAUAACAUAUAUAAAAAUAUGUAUAUAAAAUAUAAAAAAAUAGUAUAGUUGUAUAUCUGUCUGCGUGAAUGUUGUAUACCAAGCCAGAAAAACAUGUUUAUUUAAUUUUAAAUUGAGACAUUAAAAAAAUUACAUGUAGAUAAUUACAAAAAUUUAAUGAAAAGCAGAUUUAUUAUAAUUACGUCAAUUUAUAUUUCACUGAAAAAGAUUUUAGUAGGGGCUUCUAAUAGGUGCUUUUUAAAUCCUUGACUGAUUAAAAGAUGAGUUAUUUAGUUCAUCAGAAGAGUACAAAACUAUGUUUAAAUAAUAGAAGUACUAGAAGCUCUUUUAAAAAUCCUUCAAAAUUCUUAUUUCUUUAUUUCGAUAAACAUUUGUAAUAAUAUUGUGCAGAUAUUUAAAUGGAUUCGACAGUAUAUUGUAUAUGUUUUUAUGAUACAACGUCAUUUUUGACGACAUUCAUCUGUACAUAAUAAUAUUAGGAAGCCUCGAACCUUUAUUGUAAGAAGUGUUUUAUUGUAAGCUGUAGAUUGUAAAUAAACUUAUUUUAUUGUGUCAA